This is a messenger RNA of Symbiodinium necroappetens, 1152 nucleotides long. Lineage: Eukaryota; Dinophyceae; Suessiales; Symbiodiniaceae. The record is from the annotation of a GenBank genome assembly.
AUGAUUGGUAGUUGUGGAGAAGCAAGGCUGCAAGACACCGCUGCUGCGCUUGCCAAGGAAAGAGAGCAGAAAGAGAUUGCUGAGAAGAAGUUUCUCGAUGUUCAAGUCCGCAAGCAUUCUGGUGGUCAUGGUGCUUGUUGGCAAUACGAGAUGGACGGUCAUUGGCACCCAUUCUCAGCUGAGGGCAACGAUCAGAUGCAGCAGGCAUACUUGGCAUUCAUUGAUGAUGAGCAUAACUGCCGCUGGGCAAAUGUUGUUGCCGGAGGGGUUCGACGCAUGGUUGAUUUUCGGGACAUGACACAGACGAAUGUGGACACCGGAAAGAGACGAGCGAUUCGAGUCGUCACCGGAGUGCCUUUACAGUGGGAGAGUGCUCCGGCCGCUUUGUUGACACAGCGUGAUGACCUGAGAUCAGUCUAUGUCGAGGUCAACGACGCAUCACUAGCUGAAGUCGUCAACCGCCUUCUGCGGUCGUCAGGACAUGCCUGGGAUGUGUCAACUGAAUGCUGUCAUAUGAAGAAAGCCACUGUGAAAUCAAUUCACCGGAUCGAAAACUACCAACUUUGGCAGCGCUACCAAGCGAGGCUACGUGCCAUGAGGGAAGACCGCGCCAAGUACAAUUUGCAGUCAGAGCCUGCAGCUCUUGAUCUUGAUGGUCGUGAGGGCGUCAUGACUGAGAGCCAGCCGUACUUGGAUUGUGGAGAGCCGUUGGCACGCGACGUGGAUGAGAAGAUACUGCUACAUGGCACGUCAUGGGACAAUGCUGAUUCCAUUGUCAUGCAUGGCUUUGACAACCGGACUUGCAUGCGAGGAAUGUAUGGAGAUGGCACCUACUUUGCAGGUGCUGCAUGCAAGAGCCAUCAAUACUCAUGUGCGUAUCAGUGCAAAUGGAGCUCCACUUGCCUAUGCGUAUGCGAGAGGACACUGAUCAUAGCUCGUGUUGCACUCGGUGAUGCUUACUAUGCAUCCGAAACCCGAUAUGGAGCAAGGAGGCCUCCCAACCGGAUUGGCUCGAAAAGUACGCAUGGUUCGGUUGUGGUCAAUCCUGGACCAGUGAAGGGGCAUAAGCAACCUGUCCAAGUGCAUCAAGAGUUUGUGAUUUUUGAUCGUGAACAGGCGUAUCCUGCCUUUGUCGUGCAAUACUGGCCUUGA